Messenger RNA from Cylicocyclus nassatus, 1936 nucleotides. The record is from the annotation of a GenBank genome assembly. Lineage: Eukaryota; Metazoa; Nematoda; Chromadorea; Rhabditida; Strongylidae.
UGUUCAGGUAUGGGCUGGCCGUGGGGGUUGCUGAUACUCACUAUCGGCUUGGCAAGCGGUCAGCAGCCAGUAUUCCGAAAGUUCGAGUACAAGCAUUCGUUCCGUGCACCAAAUCUCGCUCAACGUGAUGGUUCAAUACCGUUCUGGAUGGUAUCCGGGGAUGCAAUCGCUUCGGGAGAGCAACUACGUCUUGCUCCGUCAAUGCGAAGUAGGAAAGGUAUCGUCUGGAAUAAACGACCAAUGCAAGAGAGUGAAAACUUCCAGAUCGAUCUUAGUGUGAGAGUCACGGGUCAGGGUCGUAUUGGUGCUGAUGGAAUGGCCAUUUGGUACACUGCACAGAUGGGAACUAUUGGGCCUGUAUUUGGUGCCAACGAUUUCUGGACUGGAAUGGGCAUUUUCCUGGAUUCCUUCGAUAACGAUGGCCAGAAGAAUAACCCCAUUAUUGCUUUGAUGAUCAAUGAUGGAACUCGCUCGUACGAUCAUCAGACAGAUGGUAGCCAACAGAUACUUGCCAGCUGCCAAAGAGAUUUCCGUAACAAGCCCUACCCUGUUCGAUUGCGCAUAGAAUACUUGAAGAAUGUGCUCACAGUCUACGUUGACGAUGGGAUGCAACAAACUCCGAGAUAUGAGCUUUGCAUGAGAGCUGAAAACAUCCUUUUGCCGCGCAACGGUUACUACGGAAUGUCCGCGGCCACUGGUGGCCUUGCCGACGACCACGAUGUCGUUGACUUCUCGGUCUUUUCCAUUCAAACCGAUGCCCGCGCUUCCACUCCUACUGCUAUUCCACAAGAUGAAAAAUCUAAGUAUGAUGAAGAGUUCAAGAAACAAAUGGAGGAGUAUGAAGCUGAAAAAGCCAAAUUCAAACAAGAGCAUCCAGAUAAAGCUAAAGAUGAUGAUUACUACGAAGAGUCGAAGUAUUUCGAAGAUGCCACAGCUCGUGAGCUUCGUCAGCUCUUCGAAGGACAGAGCCAUAUCGUUGAAACUUUACAACGAAUGGAAACGAAGUUAAAUAUGAUCGGUGGCGGAGCUGUUCAGGCUGUCACCUCAGCACCAGGUCAAGCAGGAGCAGUUCCUUCUGUUGGUCUGUUGCAACACGAAAAGAACGAAAUCUUACAAUCUUUACGAGAUCUUACUCAAUCAUUACGAGAUCAGAAGCAGUAUGUGAACGAGAUCUUCACCAAAGUGUAUAACAUAGAGCAGAAAACGGGAGUGGUGGCACCACAAGCUGGAGGUGGUGGCGGCGGUGUGGCCAUAGACUCAAGCAUGCACCAGAAAGUAGAUAGUUUGUUGAAUGAAGUUCGGACAGUGCGAGCGAAUCAGUUGCAGCAGAGCGGUAGCGGCGCAGGCUGUCCUACUGUUUCGUGCUUAUCGACGAGCCUAUUCAUGACUAUAGCUGUUAUCCAGGCAGUUGUUAUUGUUGCUAUGAUAUUCCUCAGAAGCAAGCCCGACAAGGCGAAAUUCUAUUAGAGAGAUGAUGUCGAUGCUCACCUAGGCCGUACUAAUAUCAUUUUCUAGACGCUUUGCGAAUGAUGGGCUGCCUUAUCAGGUACUCUGAAAGUUGAGAUCAAAGCGUGUUUUUGGUCAGUGAUAUUGUUAAUGCCCAGUUUCUGGUUAGAUCGAUUUGUCAUAACUAUUCUUAUCAUUGGUAGAAUUGUGAAUGUGUCAGCAUUGGGCUAUCACUGGUGAAAAUUGCCAGGAUUACAGUUUUCCUUGUCUGCACAAUUCUAACCAUUUCACACUUUUGUAAUAUAACAAAGCAAUGAGAUUAUUUCGUGUCUUUUGCAUUGUAUUUUUCUCCUCAAAGCUGUGGGUUUCUUUCUUCGUAAGUUCUCGUUUUAUUGUUGAUCAUUUGGGUGCAUAACUGUUGUGAUUGUUAUUAAGUCGGAUUCUAUGUGAUAAAUUUUCAAUCUUUCCAGUUGUCUGCUGUUACACCUGU